UACGGCGGCGGGAAGAGGGGAAUUAAGUAUGGGGGCUCGGAGUAACACCCAAACCUCGGUGAGGAUGGAUCAGGCUGCUCCCUCGCAUGCUUCAAUGGGGUCUGUGACCCUAGAGAAACCGAUCUCGCACCAGGUGAAAGGGUUAGGACGGUCACCAAAUCGUCGCGGCAGCUCGAGGGGUUUUGUCCUUAACCGCCAGCCCAAACUCAGACUUGGGAAUGGUCGGCAGAAGCACCUGGGGAGCAAGAAGGCUGAGGCUAUAGUUGAUCCCCCUGACGUCGAUGCGGUGGCCCAUCCUCAGCAACUUUCAAUAGUGCGGAAGGGCUCGGCUCUGAAUCCGAGCGGUGACCAGUCCGCCAUGAUCCAAGAGGAGUCGCGGCGGCGUCGACUUAUCCUCGAAGAGGACUCUGAUGAUGAUAUGGUGGAUGCGCCUCAGAAGAAGGUUGCUCAUGCGUCGUUGCCCAGGAAGGAGGGAUCCUCGGUGGAUCCUGCAAAUCUUAUUAUUCCUAAGGCGGCGGAGGUUGAUAAACCGGCGAAGAGGAAGCCUCGACGCGCGAAAGCUCAGUCGCUGAACAAGGCGGUCGAGGAAGCUGCUCCCCUAGCUGAGUCGGCUGCAGUUGAGGGCCUGGUGAGCUCCCAGCCAGCGGCCUCGCAUGGCAAUCGGAAAUUGAGAAAAGCUAAAUACCCUAUGGCGGAUAAUUCGCAAGUGCUUGGGCCUCUCCGCGGGUAGGGGUGCAAUUAGCGAACCAUGCUAGCGGUGCUCUGGCGAUGAGUGAUCCUGGAAACUCCUACCCCUCUAUCUUGAAGGAUGACAUGGGGACGCCUAAAUUGGCAGAUAUUGGAUCGGAGGGCCCAUUGUAUGGGGAUGAACCCCAGCGCUUUGUGAUCAAAAAGAGAAUCCCGUCGGCUGCAUCCUAAAAGACUUUCCAUCCCUCCAAUGGUCGGGUUAGCCAAGUGGUGGCAACGUUCGAGGUGGAUAUUACUAUUGCUGAUGAGGUGGUGGAGCCGUCCAUGGUUGGAGGCAUAGGCGUUGUAGCUGAUACUGCCAUACUGGGAGUAGCAGCCUUGCCGGGUUGGAUGUUGGGAUGCUUGAAUACAGAUCCAAUAUGCUC
Molecule: messenger RNA, 1112 nt
Organism: Linum trigynum
Lineage: Eukaryota; Viridiplantae; Streptophyta; Magnoliopsida; Malpighiales; Linaceae
Source: the annotation of a GenBank genome assembly